UUAUCCACCUUCACCUACGCUCACUUCGUUUCACUCGCCUCCCAACAAUGCUGUUACUCCACGCGCCACCAUCACCUUUUCUGAGAACGUUGCUUCGUUACAACAAUCAUAAUCAUCACUCUUCUCGCGUUUUCUUCUUCUCAUUAUCUCACUUCACAAAGCCCUUUUCCAUUGCCACCCGUUUCUUCUCACGCUCUCGCUUGAGUUCACUUCUCCCGAUGGAUGGACAACGGCUCGCCGCCGGUGGCUCCUCACCGGAGCACUUUACCGGCGACUGGUACUCCGUGCCGGAACUCCGCCUGCGUGAUCACCGGUUCACGGUCCCUCUCGAUCACUCUCAGGGACCCUAUUCUUCUCCCAAGAUCACUGUUUUUGCCCGUGAAGUCGUCGCAGCUGGGAAAGAAGAGCAAAAGUUGCCAUACUUGUUAUAUUUGCAAGGUGGACCUGGGUUUGAAUGUCGGCAACCAACCGAAUCUAGUGGAUGGGUUCAAAAAGUUUGUGAAGAAUUCCGUCUCAUCUUAAUGGAUCAGCGAGGAACAGGCUUAUCAACUCCCUUGACUGUGUCAUCAAUGUUGCAAUUCAAGUCUGCUGAGGAGUUGGCUGACUUCUUAAAACAUUUUCGAGCUGAUAAUAUUGUGAAUGAUGCAGAAUUUAUUCGAGUUCGUCUUGUUCCAGAUGCUGGUCCUUGGACAAUUUUGGGGCAGAGCUAUGGUGGAUUUUGUGCAGUCACAUAUUUGAGUUUUGCACCACAAGGGCUGAAGCAAGCACUUAUAACUGGAGGAAUUCCUCCGAUUGGAGGUGGAUGUCCUGCUGAUUCAGUGUACAAAGCAGGCUUUAAGCAAGCUAUAAAUCAAAAUGAGAAGUACUACAAGAGAUUCCCUCAAGAUGUUAAAAUUGUUCAAGAACUUGUUAAUUAUUUAGCUGAACAAGAAGGAGGAGGAGUGGCCCUUCCAUCUGGGGGCUUCCUAACCCCAAGAGGGUUGCAGACUCUUGGUCUAUCUGGCUUAGGAUCCAGCGCAGGUUUUGAGAGCUUGCACUAUUUGUUUCAGAGAGUGUGGGAUCCUACUUUAGUUCCAGGGGCACCAAAGAAAAUAAGCUAUAACUUCCUAAGUUCUUUUGAGAAGUGGUUAUCUUUUGAUACCAAUCCACUCUAUGCCCUUAUGCAUGAAUCCAUCUAUUGUCAGGGUUCUGCUAGUAAAUGGUCUGCCAAUAGUAUAAGGAGUGAAGUUGAAGAUAGGUUUGAUGCAAUUAGAGCUGCCAAAGAAGGACUCCCUGUGCUUUUUACAGGAGAGAUGAUUUUCCCAUGGAUGUUUGAUGAGAUUCAUGCAUUGAAGCCAUUCAAAGAUGCAGCUCAUAUAUUGGCAGAGAAGAAAGACUGGCCCCCUCUAUAUGACGUUCAGGUUCUGAAUAACAAUAAGGUACCUGUUGCUGCAGCUGUUUACUAUGAAGACUUGUACGUGAGUUUUAAGUUGGCAAUGGAAACCGCUUCUCAAAUAGCAGGGAUUAGGCUAUGGAUAACUAAUGAAUUCAUGCAUUCUGGAUUACGUGAUGAUGGGAAUAAAGUUAUUGAUCAUUUGUUGGGAAUGCUAAAUGGAAAGAAACCUCUAUUUUGAUCAUCGUUACCAUUACAAGCAUGUUUGAAAACCUGUUGAGAAAUAAGAAAUGGAGCUAGGGAUGUGAAAGUUAUAAUUAUUAGCUUCUCCAAAAAUUUGAAAAACUGCAUCUAAUAUGGAAUCAAUGAUUCUAUACAUCU
This is a messenger RNA of Vigna angularis (adzuki bean), 1753 nucleotides long. RefSeq lists its product as uncharacterized. Gene Ontology annotation, molecular function: peptidase activity. Gene Ontology annotation, biological process: proteolysis. The record is from RefSeq and is a predicted model, not a curated record. NCBI's taxonomy places the organism in Eukaryota, Viridiplantae, Streptophyta, Magnoliopsida, Fabales, Fabaceae. The transcript is spliced from 10 exons. The coding region runs from base 48 to 1613 and encodes 521 amino acids.